UUUUCACCUGAUUCGAAAUUCACACCUAAUUGUAAUUCAAUGAAUGAAACAGCAAAUAAUGAAUGGCUAACUUUUGUUCAUUCAGAAGUUGGUUCAUCUCUCUCUGAUUUCAAUGACGACAUUUUACAUAAGAGACAUAGUUAUAAAACAUCUAUUGAUGCUGAUAAUAAUGAUAAUAAACAAGCCCCAUCUCAACGUGAAUCGCUUCAAGAUCCUUCUACCAUUACCGAUUCAAUUACCAGUAUUAAAAGUAAAUUCAUUUGUGGCUUUCAUGUCCAUGAACGAUCAUGGAAUGAAUUUCGUGAACAGCUUAAAAAGGGCCAUACAGUCAACUCAGAAUUUUCUGAACUUCGUACAUGCCCACUUUAUAACUUUACUUAUUGCACCGUCUUUCACUUGACAAAUUCUUAUCUUUUAGAACCACCUACCAAGUUGCCUGAUUGCUUUUGUCAACGACCUGUUGUUAUGCGAUUCAAAAAUAAUCUUAUUCAAUUUGUUUGUAAAAACAUCAGUGUAGACGGUGCUCGUAAAUGCAGCUGGAUUUUGCCUGCUAAUGAAGUUGCCUUCCCUCGUCCUCAACAUCGCAUUCAUACUCGUGUAAGUCAAGAUAUCUAUCUUGAUCAGAAACAAGAAAAGAAAAAGUCUUUAUCAAAUACUAGACAAUCAGACAUCAUUACAGAAAAACCUUCUACUUCAUCUACUAGUUCUUCUACACCUCAUCCAGUUAAAACAAUGAAAGAGCAACAUAAAUUUGAUUUAUUAGCUGCCUUGUCUGCUUCUUCAUCGAUUAAAGACGAACAAAACCAAAUGAAACAACUACCGCCUAUAAAGUCUUUGAUUGUACCCACCUGUGUUAUGGUUAAAAAGAAAAAGCGAGAGCAACAAGAAAAAGAGAAACAAGUCUCCUAUAAAUUUGUUUCCCCUACUUCUUCUCCUUCGUUAUCCUCCUCCUCCUCAGCCUCACCUUCUCUCCAUUCAUCUACUGUAACUUCACCUGUAACUGAACAUGUUAACCUUACAUCAGCCAUAGACCAUCAUGACGAGAUCAUUGCUCUACGUAAAGAACUAGAGACAGUUAAGAUCCAAGUAGAACAAGUCCUACAAGAUAACAUCAAGCUUAGAUCAGAACAUGAACAAUCCCUAAGAGAUAACAACCAGAAAGAUGAAUUCAUUCAAGACUUAACAAAUAAGCUGCAACGACACAAGGACAAGCUUGCAGAAUUUCAAACAAUACUUUAUCGUAAUAAAAAUGAAAAUGAUGAGGAAGUGAUACUAAGAAUGAAUUGUCAAGAACGCUUAUCAAAUAUUGAAUUAGAAGUCGUUCAUUGGAUGAAUGAAAAUGAAAAAUUAAAAGAAGAAUUAUAUCUUUGUCGUGAAGAGAAUAAAAAAUUAAGUACAGAGGAUGAACGAACGAAAUGUAAAGUUUGUUUUAAUCGAAAUAUUGAGUAUAUUUUAUUACCUUGUUUUCAUUUUGCCUAUUGUCAACCUUGUGCUUCUAAAUUAACAGAAUGUGCAGUAUGCAGAAAAUCUAUUCAAAGUGUGCAAAGAGUCUACACUUGUUAAGAAGAAGAAAACAAAUCCCUUUAUUUAUAUCACAUAUAGAAAAUGAUACCCUAUUUCUUUCACUUUUAUUAAUUACAUGAUACUUGAUAAUAAUUAGUUAUUUUCUUUAUUAUAAAAAAAAAAAAAAAAAAGGAUAUUUUCCCUUCCUCCCUAUCCCUCC
Molecule: messenger RNA, 1723 nt
Organism: Cokeromyces recurvatus
Lineage: Eukaryota; Fungi; Mucoromycota; Mucoromycetes; Mucorales; Mucoraceae
Exons: 3
Biological process (GO): protein ubiquitination; ubiquitin-dependent protein catabolic process
Molecular function (GO): ubiquitin protein ligase activity
Source: RefSeq, a predicted model, not a curated record